AUGGAGGAUGAAGAAGGCUACACUGCUUUAAAUUUGCAAACUUCAACUUCAGUUAUUACUCAUAGAUAUUCAAGUAACAACAAAUGUUCUGCAAUUAAUGCUCCAGGCAGUUUUGUUACAGUAGACAGAGUCUCUUCCUCGGUUUCCAUUUGGCGACCAGUGGCUUUCAUUUCCUUCACUUUGUGCCUGCUGUUGCUAAUGGGGCUGGUAAUUCUGCUGGCCCUGUUUUUUCAGGUUUCCAAGGAUUCUGAGGAAGGAAAGAAACUGCAAGAAAUGAGGGACAUGUUGUGUUUUGAAAGGAAGGAAAACAAUAAGACUAAUGCAAAGUGCACUCUCUGUCCAGCAAGCUGGCAAAACAGUGGAGCUGACAGCUGUUUCUACAUUUCAAAACAGAAGAAAACAUGGAAGCAAAGCCAGGAGUUCUGUUCCUUGAGAAAUUCUACUCUGGUGGUGCUAAAAGACAGAACAAAGAUGGUGUCUCUGCCACAGGAUCUGCAGUUUUACUGGGUUGGAUUAUCAUAUAUCUCUGAAAGGAAUGGCUGGUACUGGGAGGAUGGGACAGCUCUUGUGAGAGAAGUCACAACUUGGAUUGUGUUAUAUGAACACAACUUCUGUGCUUCCUUAUAUGGACAGAUAAUUUACACCAGUAAUUCCUGUUCAACAAAGCAAUUCUGGAUCUGUGAGAAAGGGACUGUUCAUUUCACCUGA
Tinamus guttatus (white-throated tinamou) is the source of this 708-nucleotide messenger RNA. The record is from RefSeq and is a predicted model, not a curated record. Lineage: Eukaryota; Metazoa; Chordata; Aves; Tinamiformes; Tinamidae.